GACUUUAACUACUGGCGAGACCUUCCCUGACGCUAACUCGAUGAACUACCUGGUUGGUACAGAUUUAGAAGCAGUGUUGGCUGAUGUCAGCUAUCUAAUGGCAAUGGAAAAAAGCAAGACGGUUGCUUUUAAAGCAGCUAAAAAAUUACCUCUUCCCGAUCCUAGGUUUGAGAUUGUGAGAAGCAUAAUGUUUAAAUAUUUAAAAAAACGUCAAGAAUUAACGUUUGAAAUAAUAUUUGACCAGACAUUAGGAUAUCUUCUUUUCAAGCAAUACUGUGAUUCACUUCCGGACGGGGGUUCUCUUCAUUUUAAAUUCUACGAAGCCGUUACUAAAUUUGAACACAUCGAGACGGACGAAGAGCGUAUUAUUGAAGCCAAGGAAAUAUAUGAUAACUUCAUUAUGCGUGAACUUUUAACACAUUCUCAUAAUUAUUCACAAAAUGCUGUAGACAUUGUACAGGAAACUUUAACCUCGGCAACGAAGUCAGGUAUACUUGCUCCUGAUAUCUUCAAACCUUACAUCAACGAACUUAGAAUAAUUCUUAAAGAGGAAUAUUUUGAACGGUUUAUUAUGAGUGAAUAUUUUACACGCUUUUGUCAAUGGAAAAACUUAGAAUUCAACAUUUAUGAUACGGGCUCUGAUAUAAGUUUUUGUGAAUUAUUUAUUUAA
Messenger RNA from Protopolystoma xenopodis, 670 nucleotides. The record is from the annotation of a GenBank genome assembly. NCBI's taxonomy places the organism in Eukaryota, Metazoa, Platyhelminthes, Monogenea, Polystomatidea, Polystomatidae.